Messenger RNA from Eruca vesicaria subsp. sativa (arugula), 1263 nucleotides. NCBI's taxonomy places the organism in Eukaryota, Viridiplantae, Streptophyta, Magnoliopsida, Brassicales, Brassicaceae. The record is from the annotation of a GenBank genome assembly.
GGAAACACACAAAUGUCUCCCUCCGAUCAUAACCACCCUCCACCUCCGUCGUCUCCAAUACUCCCCUGUCAUCCAAACCUCACAACUUGUCUUUACCAAACAGAACACGGCGUGUUCUCUCUCACAUGGUCUCGCACAUUCUUAGGAGGCCACUCUCUAAGCCUCUUCCUCCACUCUCAAGACUACUACAACCACUCUUCCCCUCUCUCCCUCUCCUCCACCAUCUCCUUCCACCUCAACUUAAACACAUUAACCUUCUGGAGAAAACGCGGAUCCAAAUCCAUCUCCCGCACAAUCAAACUCCUCUGGGACUUUUCCCGCGCCAAAUUCGAAUCCGGAUCCGAACCAAGAUCCGGAUUCUACCUCGCCGUUAUCCUCCACGGAGAGAUGGUACUAUUAGUCGGAGAUUCCGUCAAAGAGGCGUACGCUCGUGCGAAGUCAGCGAAACAGCCGACGAGUCCACAAGCUCUGGUGAUGAGGAAAGAACACGUGUUCGGAGAUAGAGUGUUCUCCACGAAAACGAGGUUUGGUGGUAAGAACAGGGAUGUUACGAUAGAUUGUCGUGUAGACAAAGACGCGAGGCUCAGUUUCAGCUUCGAUUCGGAGGAGGUUUUGCAGAUCAAGCGGUUGAGAUGGAAGUUCAGAGGGAAUGAGAGAGUAGAGAUCGAUGGUGUCUCUGUUCAGAUCUCGUGGGAUGUUUAUAAUUGGCUGUUUCAGAGUAAGAGUGGUGGACACGCUGUUUUUAUGUUUAGGUUCGAGAAUGAUCAAGAGGGAGAGGAGGGAAACGGAAACGAGGUCGUUUUGUGGAAGCCGAAGAAGUGUGGGAGUAGUUUGGGGUUUAGAGGGAUGGUGGAAUGGAGGAAGAUGAGGAGGAGAUUCGUUAAGAGUAAGAGGAGUUCUUCUUCUUCGAUAUCGAUUUCGAUGUCUUCUGCUUCGUCGGCUUGUAGCUCAUCGGUUUUGGAGUGGGCUAGUAGUGCUGAUGAGUCGGAGUACGGUGGAGGAGGAUCUUCUGGUUUAGGUUCUGGCGAUGGUCUUGGGUUCUCUUUGUUGGUUUACGCGUGGAUCAAGUGAGGUUAUUUGGGGGAAAAUAUUAAAAAGGAAAUAUACUGUUGCGGUUAAACAAUAUUUUAGAAGUUUAAUGUUUUUAACGUUUUAUCUACCCACUCUAAACCACGGAAUACUGAAGUUUUUUUUUUAUAAAUUCAAUUUUCGCAUCUCUCUUUUUCGUAUAUACUGUGGAAAAAGGUUGAUAUUUGAUAACGG